Messenger RNA from Symphalangus syndactylus (siamang), 402 nucleotides. RefSeq names its product guided entry of tail-anchored proteins factor 1-like. The record is from RefSeq and is a predicted model, not a curated record. Gene Ontology annotation, cellular component: GET complex. Lineage: Eukaryota; Metazoa; Chordata; Mammalia; Primates; Hylobatidae. Gene Ontology annotation, molecular function: protein-membrane adaptor activity. Gene Ontology annotation, biological process: tail-anchored membrane protein insertion into ER membrane.
AUGGAGCUACCAUAGCUAAUGGUGCCUAUGCCACCAGGAGCGUCUGACAUGGGCACGGCCAAGGCUAACCACUGGGCAUGGCUGCUGGUGCUCAGAUUCCUGUUUGGGUGCAGUGUCCUUCAGAUCCUACUCCCAUCCUUCUGUUUUAUGUCCAGGGUGCAGCGCAAAGAUGCAGAGCAGGAGUCGCAGAUGAAAGCAGAGAUCCAGGAUAUGAAGCAAGAGUUAUCCGCGGUCAAUAUGAUGGUCAAGUUUGCCAGAUCCGCCAGGCUGGAAAGAAAGAUCAACAAGAUGACGAAUAAGCUCAAAACUCAUGUGAAAGCACAGACAGCUCAAUCAGGAAUGAUAAAAUGGGUUAUAAGUGUUGCUUUCUACAAAUUGCCAGGUGCCAUCAUCAGGCUAUAA